AGACCCAAAGUUGUAAGCAAAAGCAAUAAUAAUAAUAAACACUUGAUGAUGUUGUUUUGAUCCCCCAAACUCGUCAUUACUUCACUCUCUCAAAUUCACACAGAGAGAGAGAAAAAAGAUGAUACUGUUGCAAUCUCAUUCCAGAUUUCUCCUCCAGACCUUGCUAAAUCGCGUUCACAAUCUUGAUAAAGCAGUGGAAUUGGAUUACAACUGGGUCGAGUUUGACGAUGUUCGUUUCCACAUUCAGGUGUCGUUGAAGAAUUCCCACGUCUUGCUGUUAUCAGUAUCAUUACCCUCUCCUCCUGCAGAAGCCAUUUUCUUUAAUGGGCUUCCAUUUGGAGCCAUUGAAGCUAUAAAAGCUGCAUAUGGCGUGGUUGUGCAAAUUCUUGAUCCUCCAAAGGAUGGCUUUAAUCUCACAUUGAAACUGAAUCUGUCAAAACUUCCUCCAGAUGAAGAGUACAGACAUGCUAUUUUGGUAAAGAUUGCAUCUGUAAGGGAAGUGGUACUUGGAGCUCCAUUGAGAGUAAUUCUAAAAAAACUUGGUUCAAGGGCUGUUGCUCCUAAUAAGGAUCGGCUGGUUGCCAUUGUACAUCGACCAAAUGAGUCUUUUUUCCUGGUUCCUAAGGUUGAAAAGGUGACCGUUGUAUAUCCUAUGAGAUUCACGGACUCCAUAGAUAUUGUUCUUGCAACUUCCUUCCUGCAGGAGUUUGUGGAAGCAAGACGUACAGCUGGACUUAACAGUGCCCCUUCUUGUUUGUGGUCUCCUUCUCCUCCUCCAGAACUAGAGGGAGCUCCUGCCGAAGCAUUAUUGGCCAAUGCAGGAUUUGUGACAUUUGUUAUCUUCCCUCGUCAUGUAGAAGGCAAAAAGCUGGACCGUACUGUUUGGAGUUUAUCAACAUUUCACGCUUAUGUUAGUUAUCAUGUUAAAUGCUCAGAGGGUUUCAUGCAUACACGGAUGCGGCGUCGUGUGGAAUCUUUGAUUCAGGCUCUAGAUCGUGCGAAACCCAAUGUGGAGAAUUCGAAGAAAACGGCACAAAGCAGAUCCUUCAAACGACUGAGCCUCAAUGAAGCAAGGACCAAUUCAAAGUCAUAAGGGAUCACUGGAUAGAAGAGGAAAUGCUCCCAGUUGGAACCUAAGAAGCUCAUUGUCCAAGGCAUUGCUUGCAAUAUUCAGUGAAGAUUGCUGCAAGAGCUUGUAUUUUAUUCUCUAAUGAAAAAAGAAAAAAGAAAAAGAGAAGUGCCUAUUUAUUCAGUUGCUAAUAUACUACAAUUUUGUUUGAAGUUGACUGCAUUUGAACCAGAAUUGGUUAUUUUGUUCAAGUGUUGUAGUAUUUUCAUUCCCAGUUUGAAAAAUUAAUCUAAUUAUCCCCACAUUAAUCUGUUGUUAACAUUUCAAUGGAGCUAUGCAUGGAACUUAGUUACUUGGGUGA
Molecule: messenger RNA, 1430 nt
Organism: Quercus robur (English oak)
Lineage: Eukaryota; Viridiplantae; Streptophyta; Magnoliopsida; Fagales; Fagaceae
Product: actin-related protein 2/3 complex subunit 2A
Exons: 10
Coding region: 119-1093 (324 amino acids)
Biological process (GO): Arp2/3 complex-mediated actin nucleation; actin filament polymerization
Cellular component (GO): Arp2/3 protein complex; actin cytoskeleton
Molecular function (GO): actin filament binding; structural constituent of cytoskeleton
Source: RefSeq, a predicted model, not a curated record